This is a messenger RNA of Colletotrichum phormii, 750 nucleotides long. RefSeq lists its product as uncharacterized. The annotation marks the transcript as partial. NCBI's taxonomy places the organism in Eukaryota, Fungi, Ascomycota, Sordariomycetes, Glomerellales, Glomerellaceae. The transcript is spliced from 3 exons. The record is from RefSeq and is a predicted model, not a curated record.
UACUUUGAACACGCCUGGUCGGUGCUAAGCAUCAUCGGCGUCUUUAACGUGUUCCUGGGGCUGUUGAUUAUUGGAAUCACGUCGUUUUCCAAGCUCAUCGUAGUACCCAUCGUGUCGUCAGCAGCUGGUGCCAUCGCGAAUGGACUCUACUUCCACGCUUACUAUGAUAAGCCGUACCCUCUUGCGAAGAGGGCGGCAGCGGCAGCUAUUGGAGAUAUAUGCUGGCUUAUACAAGAAGCAGGGUUACCAUUCUACAGCUUCAUCACCCUCAACAGACUCCUUCGAGGGACAAAACGCGAAGUCUUCCACACGGUAUUCUGUUUGACUCUCGUUCUCGUCACCGCCGUCAAAGUAAUGAUCAUCUACUACCGUCUCCUCCGUAUCCUAAGGAAAGACGACGGCCUCCAAGGCAUCAUCAUCAGGAUCCACAUCGCCUACUUUGGCCUCCUUGCAGUCAGCGAGUGCGUCAGCGCCUACUUUCUCCUCCGCAUCUUUGCCGAAGUCAGGAAGUCGUCCAAAGAGGCCGGUCUCCGGACGAGCUUUAUACGGUACCUAAUGCGCAGCACAGAGAUCCGCGUCGCUUCGCUGGCUGUGGCGGCGGCGAUACGGGUUAUUACGCAUUCGUUGAACGUGUGGCAGAGUAGUCCCGCGACGAGAUAUGUUGAUCGGGCUGCUUAUGCGCUGGGAUGCUUCUUUCCCGUUAUUAUGUACGUCGACUUGUUGGCUUCCAAGCUGCAGUUUACGACACAG